This is a messenger RNA of Beauveria bassiana ARSEF 2860, 1794 nucleotides long. Its product is annotated as X-Pro dipeptidyl-peptidase (S15 family) protein. Lineage: Eukaryota; Fungi; Ascomycota; Sordariomycetes; Hypocreales; Cordycipitaceae. Gene Ontology annotation, molecular function: dipeptidyl-peptidase activity. Bases 1 to 1794 code for a protein of 597 amino acids. The transcript has a single exon. The record is from RefSeq and is a predicted model, not a curated record.
AUGCCUAAUGAAAUCAGAGACAUCUGUACAAGCUGGGUCGACAAAGAAAAUGCCAUUUUCGUCGAGAAGAAUGUCUCCAUCCCAACGACGGACUCGCUCUGUCCAAUCCGCUGCAACGUUUACCGGCCAUUGCAGACCCAGACAUCGGGCUCGCAAUUUCCUGUAAUCAUGACCUAUGGACCGUACGGCAAGGAUAUACCCUACAGCAAAUUCCACCCGGCGUCUUUUGCAGAGCUCAAUCCAGCCCAAAAGUCUCGUCACUCAGUCUGGGAGACUCCCGACCCUGUUUUUUGGUGUCAUAAGGGCUACGUCGUUGUGCGCUGCGACGAGCGUGGCUUUGGUCAGUCUCCUGGAUAUCUCGAUUCCAUGUCGGCCGAUACAGCAGAUUCGUUUUGUCAAGCAAUUGAAUGGGCCUCGGAACAGCCGUGGUCAACCGGCAAAGUAGGCUUGCUCGGUGUGAGCUACUUUGCUGGAACGCAGUGGCGUGCUGCUGCGCGAUCUCCGCGCGGCCUGGCCUGCAUCAUCCCGUGGGAAGGCAUGUCUGAUUAUUAUCGUGACCGAUGCCGGCAUGGCGGUAUUCUGUCAGACAAUUUUAUUCGCUUUUGGUGGAACCGGCAAGUCAUCACAAACCAGUACGGUCUACCCGGCAGGUUGAAGAAAGAUUGGGGCGACGACACCAUUGAGGGAGAUUUGUCUGAGGAAGAGCGCGAAAAAGCUAGAUGCGACCAAACCAUCGACAAUGUUUCGCACAGAUUUCGCGAUGAACCAUACUACGCGACGCGAGACUUUUCUUUGGAAGACGUGCGUGUACCACUCUUGUCAGUGGCCAACCUGGGCGGCAUUUCUCUGCAUCUACGGGGGAACGUUCACGGGUACAUGUACGCCGGCUCCAAGUUCAAGUACCUCCGCUUCAUUGUGGGCCGUCAUGAUCUUCCAUUCUAUUACGAGAAGGAGGCUGAGCUUCAGCUCAGCUUUCUAGAUGCGUGGCUGAAAAAUGAAGACCGCGCUGGCUGGACACGGCAGGGCAAGGUCAAGCCCGUGAGUCUCAUUUUACGCAAAGGCAAUGUCGGCUACAAUGACCAAGAGUCUGAGAAGGCAUUUCUACGACGCGAAGAAAUGGACUGGCCUAUAGCACGCACCGAUUACAGGCGCUAUUAUCUCACCAGGGAAAAUGGACUUCAAUUGGCCAUGACCACCAGUGACUCAGCGCGCUUGACGUAUUCGGCCCUGGGGCAAGUCAAGGAGCAGAACAAGUUGCAAUUUACGUCGGCGCCAUUUGUAGCUGAGACGGAAAUCACGGGCCAUAUAAUUGCGCACUUGAACGUGUCCAUAAGUGCCGUCGCUCCGACGCAAAGCACUCCGUGGGACAUGGACCUGUUUGUUACACUGCGCCAUCUCGAUGCCCAAGGAAACGAAAUCUUGUAUACUGGAACAGUGGGGGACCCUGUGCCAGUAGUCAAGGGGUGGCUGCGUUGUAGUCUUCGCAAGACAAAUCCAGAACACGCGCGACAUCGCUACUACCUUCCGUAUCGCGAAUACUUCUCCACAGACGAGGAACCUAUGACGGUGGAUGAGAUUUAUGAGGUGGACAUUGAAGUCUGGCCCACAUCGGUAGUCAUUUCGCCUGGGCAUAGGCUACUUUUCGAAGUGUCUUCAGGAGAUACAGAUGGCAGCGGCCUGUUCUUACAUCAAGAUCCCGUUGAUCGCGAUAAGAAGCGCUUGUCAGGGCUCAAUCACAUUCACUUUGGCAAUGGGAGACACAAUUUCAUACAGCUGCCCAUUAUCCCUACUUAG